AUGCCCCCGGCAGCUUCGGACGAUUUGUUUCGCCAGCAGAGCCGGUUACCGGGCGACAUAGACCCUGUGGAAGCUACCAGUCCCCCAAAGCCCGAUAAUGAUACCGGAGGGAAAAGCAAGAAAAAGGGAAAAAGCGGCUCCAAGGCGAAGAACAAGGCUGCCAAAGUGACUCCAAAGGCACCCGUGGAAGAUUUAUUGGACGGGUCUCCGCCCUCACAAGUUGAGCCGUCUUCCUACCCUGAUCCGCCUACAGGGCCCCAAGUUGAUACCAAGAUUGUGUCGCCGGUCCUCGAUGCUCUGGACACGCUCAGGGACACCCCCGAGCAAGACUUGGCGUACCGCACGAAUAGUUGGGCUAGAUCAAUCCCGUUCGGAAAGAGCCCGCCAAAUGAAGGUCUUGAGGAGGACCUUGCCAGCGGGUCCCCUUUUGGUGGUUUCCUAACAAGUCAGGACAAGGGUGGUUUCAGCCAUCCAUCUUCCGCCUCUCCCCCACCCAGGACAAGGCCUCUCAGCUACGGGAAUGGUUACUCCAGCGGCGGCUUUUCGCGUCAGCAGUCGGUGGAUAGACACAAAAGCCAGUCUGUCAAUACUCCCUUUAGUGACCGGAUACCUCCACCACAUUUACCGCAGGCCCACUUCUAUCGAGCUCCUGAGAUUGAUAUUCCAUCACCCUCCGGUCAAAGUCGGUCCCCAAUGGAGGCGCAGUAUUCAUUCUGCGCGUUCGAUACGAUCUCCAGCCCUUCAUUCAAAUUGUCACGUAUGGCGGGCAGUGUUCUUCUUGUCGGCAGCGAUGGUACUUUGGAGGUAUUGGCUGUCGAAGACCGCAAGACCCGUCCGAUUGGACGUUUGGAUGGGAUCAAUGGCAGGGUAGUCGAUGCAAAGAUUCUGACAGGCGAUGACUCAACUUCAGCAUCCCGGCCGCAUGUGGCAGUUAUCGUUCAUGGCCCUUGUAUUCCAUCCGACGAUGAGGGUCGUGCUUCAUCUGCUGGCUCUGAAUCAAAUGACGUUUCAGUUCCCAUGGGGCGUUACUCUAGUGCUGAUAAACGCCUGAAUCGUGACGACACCCGGUUCUACCAAACAAGAGUCGAGAUAUACUCACUUCGGACGGGUGAUUACAUCGCAACACUUUUCACCACAAAACCCAGUCCAUGCUUCGAGAACAUCCCUGGACUCCCUAAUUUUGCGCCGGCACCUGCGGGAAAUCUAAAGCUUCUCACAAGCGGUAGCUAUCUUGUCCUAGCGUCUGGUAUGAGCGGAGAGGUCUAUAUAUAUAGUAUGAGCAGGUACCAGUGCCUAGGGAAAACCUGGACCAGUGUCCAGUCGAGGGAAACGAGGCGGUACUCCACCUCAUCGAGCUCAACGGACCCAGAUGCGUCUCGAAAUGACUCUCCUCAUGCAAUCGGCAAAUUUGAUAAUCCAAUUCUUGCACUGAAGGGGAGAUGGCUGGCAAUUGUACCGCCAUCAUCUACGUAUCGAGCAUCCCUCGGUGGAAUAGUACCAGCACCUUUGAUACAAGGGAAGGUCUUUGGGCUUGAGACUCGCAGUCCUCCAUCGCGUCCGGCGACUACCUGCGUCACCGAUGUAGGUGAGGGUGAGAGUUUUCUCGACAAAAUGGCUAGGGGUGUCACACAGGAGUUUGUGCGAGGAGCUCGCUGGAUGAGCGACCAGGGCUUGCAAGCCUGGAAUAAUUAUUGGAACAAAGACCAGCAGCAAACUUCCCAACAGCGCCGCUCCCAAGUUACGGACUUCCCGCAACAGGGAUACAACAUUUUCCCACCAACACAUGCUCAAGAGACUCAGACUACUUCGCCGGCCGAGCCAGAUCUAGUGUCAAUACUAGACCUCAGAAGGCUCGACGAAGGGGGAGACACGAAGAAUGCAAUUCUGUUCAGCCCUGCUGCCACAUUCCAAGUGCCGAAUGGUUGCAGUUUUCUGUCAUUCUCCCCUAGUGGUCUCAUGCUCCUCACAGCUAGUAAAAAAGGAGACGUGCAAUAUAUAUGGGAUCUAAUGCAAGCAAAGUAUUGCCGCGCUGGACUCUUCUUGUCCGAGGACUCAGCGGCAGUAGCUGCAAGUGUGCGCCAAGUCGCACGGUACUCCCGAUUGACAGAGUCGCAUAUCGUGGACGUAAUCUGGUGCCCACCUUCUGGAGACCGCCUAGCUGUGAUUACUCUCAAAGGAACAGUACAUGUCUUUGACCUCCCGAGAAGUGCCUUUCAAUGGCCUCCAUUCCGCAGAGCUCGACCUCCACGUGGAAAGCCGCCGACAAAUGAUGCUCCUCCUGAUGACCUAGCUGUGCGUCCGACAAACACGAACGCGCUAUCGACGGCCAUGAAACUUGUUGGGGGUAAGACCCAACCCAUAUUCGAGGCUGUCAGGGGCCGUGCGCCAUCUGCUGGUGCUGCAUUCCCCGCCAUGAAUGGAUUUACUAUCCCUGCUGCUGCUGGGAUGGGUGGCAAAGCGGCUGCUGGCCUUAGCAAAUCAAUGGGAGCUGCCGCGAGUGGAACAGUCAAUACUCUUCGACAUGUGGGAGAAAACCGACUGCACAUUUCUGGUUUUUCUCGCGAACCUGCUGCAUCCCGUGUCACCUGGAUUAUCCACAAGGGCCAACCGUUCUUAGCGCUGAUAUCAAAUGGCUACUUCCGACUGCACAGAAUCAAACGCUCGGUUUCUUCUAACAAACCAAAACAACCACAGUCGGUUGUUGGAAGUAAAGAAAUUGAGUUCCGGCUUCCUGCGAACUUGUCAAGUCCUUGUGGACCUAUGGCAAUCAGCAACUUCAAUCCGGAACUAGUUGUCCAUGCGUCUGUACCCCUGCCAUUGUCCACCGUGCGACCGUCUGCGUCAUCGAAGCUUAAGUGCCAGCCACUUUCCCAGGCAGAACUAGAAACCAAUGCGCCCUACCAGCCCUUCCAUACAGAUCAGAGGGUAAGCCUGUUUACUUACUCUGAAACGGGCGAAGCAGAUGACUCAAAGGAUACGGUUCCCAAUGGCCAAUGGGUUUUCGGUGGCAGUAUGCCAGUGUCCAAGAUACACGUUCGUCGAAUCAGCACCGGCAGCGACGACGAAGGCGACAAUGCUGUGCAUGAGCAUCAGCCUGGAUCGGGCGAGGGGAUUGAGAAUCUAAUCAGCAUGGGCAAUAGCACUGGCAACGUUGAAGAAGUGGUCAUUACUACCCGGCGGAAGAAGAAGCACUCAUCCUCCCCGCUCCACGCCGGUGGCGAAGACGGGUUUUUCGAAGACGAUUGUGAGGUACUGGAUUUCGCCGUUGAUCGAGUUUAA
Messenger RNA from Aspergillus versicolor CBS 583.65, 3279 nucleotides. RefSeq lists its product as uncharacterized. Gene Ontology annotation, cellular component: cytoplasm. NCBI's taxonomy places the organism in Eukaryota, Fungi, Ascomycota, Eurotiomycetes, Eurotiales, Aspergillaceae. The transcript is spliced from 2 exons. Bases 1 to 3279 code for a protein of 1092 amino acids. Gene Ontology annotation, biological process: autophagy; response to starvation. Gene Ontology annotation, molecular function: protein binding. The record is from RefSeq and is a predicted model, not a curated record.